AUGAAAAACAUCAAGCAGUCUUUUCACCGUCACGGUCGAGCAGGCAGUUAUAACUACAACCAGCAGAGAGAGAUGCCGCAGCCCGCCAACGGCAGGCUCCAUGAUGAGCACACCCCGCUCAUCGGCCGCACUCAGAACUACGAGGACGAGUCGCGCGUCAAGACUAUCCCCAAGCACGUCUUGCAUCUCAUCUAUGCGACACUCGCAAGCAACUAUGUCAACGUCUUCCUCGUCUUUGUACCGCUCGGCAUCAUCGCCGGCGCAUUGCACUGGAACCCAACCGUCGUCUUCGUCCUCAACUUCAUCGCCAUCAUCCCUCUUGCAGCACUCUUGAGCUUUGCGACCGAGGAGCUCUCUGCUAAACUUGGCCAAACUCUGGGAGGGUUGAUGAACGCGACUUUUGGAAAUGCCGUCGAACUUAUCGUCUCCAUCGUUGCGCUCAAGCAGGGCGAAAUCAGAAUCGUCCAAGCCAGUAUGCUGGGCAGUAUCCUGUCCAACAUCCUUCUCGUGCUCGGAUGCUGCUUCCUCGCUGCUGGCCUCACCCAGCACGAAAGCCGUUUCAACGAGACCGUCGCAUCUACCAUGUCUUCGCUCAUGGCCGUCGCAUCCGCCUCGCUCAUCGUCCCUGCUACCCUCUACGCAGUUAUGCACGGCGACAACAAGAAGGACAACCUCGAGACUGACAAGAACAUUCUUGUUCUCUCCCACGGCACCGCCAUCAUUCUGCUCAUUCUCUACAUCCUAUACCUCUACUUCCAGCUCUACUCGCACCACAGCCUUUUUGCCGAUGUCGAGAACCAAGAAGGUGGCGACAACGAGGAGGAAGCCCAGAUCCUGUCGCCCGUCGCUGCCGGUGUCGCAUUGGUCGUUGUCACCGUCCUCGUCGCCAUCUGCGCCGAAUUUCUUGUCGACAGCAUCGACUCCAUUGUCGAAUCCGCACACAUCAGCAAAACAUUUGUCGGUCUGGUCCUGAUCCCUAUUGUCGGAAAUGCUGCCGAGCAUGUCACCGCCGUCAUCGUCGCAUACAAGGGCAAGAUGGACCUCGCUAUCAACGUCGCCAUCGGAUCUUCCCUGCAGAUUGCGCUCUUCGUCACUCCCUUCCUCGUCAUCCUCGGCUGGAUCAUGGGACAACCCAUGACUCUCCACUUCCAGGGCUUCGAGACUAUGAUCUUCUUCAUCUCCGUGUUGAUUGUCAACUACUUGAUCCAGGACGGAAAGAGCAACUACCUCGAGGGCGCCAUGUGCAUUGGUAUCUACGCCAUCAUUGCGCUCGCGUUUUACAUCUACCCCGACAAUGCGGCUGGUGACAUCACCGUCGACGUUGUCAAGCGUUUCUUCGCUGUCAACUAA
Molecule: messenger RNA, 1350 nt
Organism: Alternaria arborescens
Lineage: Eukaryota; Fungi; Ascomycota; Dothideomycetes; Pleosporales; Pleosporaceae
Product: Vacuolar calcium ion transporter
Exons: 4
Coding region: 1-1350 (449 amino acids)
Biological process (GO): intracellular calcium ion homeostasis; calcium ion transmembrane transport
Cellular component (GO): fungal-type vacuole membrane
Molecular function (GO): calcium:proton antiporter activity
Source: RefSeq, a predicted model, not a curated record